Molecule: messenger RNA, 3829 nt
Organism: Dothidotthia symphoricarpi CBS 119687
Lineage: Eukaryota; Fungi; Ascomycota; Dothideomycetes; Pleosporales; Dothidotthiaceae
Exons: 6
Coding region: 196-3393 (1065 amino acids)
Biological process (GO): regulation of GTPase activity
Cellular component (GO): cytoplasm
Molecular function (GO): guanyl-nucleotide exchange factor activity
Source: RefSeq, a predicted model, not a curated record
CUUUCUAUAAUUUGCUUACUUCUUUCUCUGUUGGCAGUCGUGCACAGUCAUGUUCUUUUGGGCGUCCUUUGAGCUCCCUAGCUCAGUCGCCUCUCCUUAAGCCAUCACCGUUGGUAACAGUACUAUUAAUCUUCCAUGCCGUCUCGCGCUCAUACACGUCCUAUCACAAGCACCUAGUGUGCUUCCAACUCCGAAAUGGCCUACGUCUUGUCUCUCCGACCCCAUAGUCCGCUCAAGCGCUCCUUCAGCGACAAUCCUUACCUCCGACCAUGUUCUCCUUUGAAGGAGUCCUUUUUGGGACCUCUCUGCGACAUCACAUCACGCAACGCGUCUGCUUGUUCACUCUACUCUCUUGGGUCAAAUCGAGCAGGAGACUGGUCUCGCGGAGACGAAAACACGCCUCCACUGACUUCUCAAUCUCUACUCGAUCUUGUACCAGACAACAAUGUAUGUGUCCUAGAUACAAGACACGUCGACAAUGGCUCACGCAAACGGACGUGUGACGCCAGUAGGCCACCUCCAACGCUUUCGCGAGGAGUAACUGCACCGUCAAACCCGUACUCGAGGAAAACCAGAGAAGAAGAGCAGGUUGCCAACCCUUUUGCACGCAACGGGGGCUCAGCAGAAGCUGUCGAUACCCCUGACCACGACGACCUCGGAGAAUCGGAUCUGUUCAAUCUCUUGGAAGCUAUCCAUGUUCCUCUUCCAGAAGGCCGUUUUUCCGACAACACCGGGAGCGACCCCCGUCAGGUACCAAAUCCAGAUCCUCCCACAGCCCAAAUCAAUUCACAGCCAUUCCGGCGGUGGAUGACUACACUGCGACGUCGACAUGUUCAACGGCAAAAAGAACAUGCCCCGGAGCCUUCUCGACUAUCCUUUGACAUUGUGGACGGAGAUGCAGCUGUGUUUCCACCACUGUCCAUGUUACACCCCUCUACAAGGAGAACAUCGGAGUCUAUGUCAUCUUCCAUCGACUGUGUGACUGCCAUGAAAUCUGCCUCGAUGACCAUUGCAACCACGAGCAUCGCCCCACGCUCGGACGCUGGUAUUCCCAGUAGAGGUCGACUUGGGAAUAGGAGCAGCAACUUCUCUGAGGUUCGACGGUCGUUGGACAGUCAUCGCGGCGCGUUGGGACCUGUCAUCGAUGAAAGCGCAUGGCUUCGCUCACUGCAGCGUCGUAAAGUUGUGGAAGAGCUGAUUGCGUCGGAAGAAAGCUACAUUGCUGACCUCAAGGUCUUGAUUAACGACUACUUCAUGAUCCUCACUGCUCUACCUUCAUUAUCAGGCCAAACGAAGUCAUCCAUACAGCAAAACAUAUCACAGAUUCUACAGCUCCACGAAGAUCUUCUUGUUGACCUGCACCAAACGGUACCUCAAGCGGAUUUCACCCAGAGCGCACAACAAGAGACAUAUCCUGUAACGAAAGCUAAGCAUAUUCGUUUUCAUAGCGCAGACGUUAUACCCGGACGCUUCGCGGAACACAAAACAACUCGACGACUCAGACACUCCUUGGAGAUUGGUCGAUCGCCAGACCGGCGACCUCGAGGUCUGGUCACCGAUACCAAGACGGUAGGAGAUAUCGCGAGAAUCUUCAACAAACAUAUGAAACGUUUCUUCAUAUACGAAGAAUACGGCGCGCAUUGGACGACGAUGUCCCAAGAUCUCACCACGAUGUGCAAGGGACUCCAUGGCUGGCAAGAAUACGAACGAGGUGUUGAGGCGUUGCAGAAAGUUAUCGCAUCUGAGAAUAAUCGCGAAUCCGGCAGCAAAAAGGCUCUGAGCUUCCCUGAUCUGCUAAUCAAGCCCAUUCAGAGAGUGUGCAAAUAUCCUCUACUGUUCGAUGAUCUAUGUCGACACACUCCCGUUUAUGACGAUCCGGAGGCGCAUGCGGAGUUGGAAAAGGCUCUCUUCCGAUUCCAGGAAACGAUUCGAGAGGUUAAUAAGGCCAAAGAUGAUCCGAAAACUCGCCGACUGAUCGAGAUUACAUGGCAGCUCCAAGAUCGGCUUGUAUUUCAGGAACAGACACUAUCGCGAGCUCUAGUCUUCCGCCUUCUUGGUCAUGUCCUCCUGUGUGGUGUCCUUCAUGUUGCCUAUCAAACCCCUGACCGCGUCAAAGGACAGUAUAUGGUUUGCGUUCUUUACAAGUCAUGCCUUGUGCUUGCAACAGCGAGUCGCUUCUGCACUCCUUACACCGUUGUUGCUUCCAUCAGUCUCGCCAACGGAAGUGUAGAGGAGGCGGACAACAGUCGAGGAAUACAAUGCCAUGCUGCUCCACACACCUGGAAACUCGUAUUCGAGCAUGGCCAUCGCUUACACGAGAUCGUCCUGAGCGCAUGCUCCCUAUCGGAAGAGAAAGUGUGGAAGAAGCAAAUACGCGAACGCAUUGUUUGUGAAACUCAUGACUUGGCUGAGGGACAGUCCACCAUGCAGGACAUGUUCACAUCCUUAUCUCUGGAUAUCAAGUCUCUCGGAGCAGUGUUCGGACAUGCCAACAGUGUUGUGCGGCGCAUGUCUGUACAUCGAGCGGCGACUCUGGGUGCAAAGACGAACACGUCCCAGGUCAUCAUCAAGAACACACAGGCACAAACAUCGCCAGAAUCACCUCCAAGCUUCUCACCGAGCGUGGUUACUCGAUCAUUGUCGCACAUGUCUUCGAACCACGUCCCCACACUGGCGCCGAGGAGAACUGAGCGUAUGCGUCUUGAGACAGCCCUAGAGGAUGUUUGGACAAAGGAUAUCCUGCCUUUUCCUGGAAUGUCGAAUCGAAGGGUUGAAACUCAGAUCCGUGCAUCAGCAAAUUCAGUUAUGCGGAAGCUCAGUAUGGCGAGUAUUGCCAGCAACUUCUCCCGUCGUUCACCUAGCUUCUCAAGUGUGAGCAACACACGCUCAGAAGAUUCUUUCGGUAGUAGAGCACAUAAGAUGUCACAAGGUAGCAUUCGCGCACGCUCAGCUACAGACCGUCCUCUAGCGCCGGCACUUGUCGACUUUCACAACGCGCCAGCUGCAUUCCUGCCCACGGAUUUUGAGCUGGAGGAUACCAGACCCUCAAGUCGACGCCGACGUCUGGCCAACCGAACCACGAGUACAGAACGUUCAACGGAGAAGCGCACUCCAGUAAAACCCAAGCGCGUGCGACGCCUAUCAACACACAUCAUCAAUCUUCCACGAACAGAUUCAACCGCUCGUAUUGCAGCGAGGAACACCUCCCAUGGGUCUAAUGCAACAACCCUGCGCAGUCCAGAUCCACCGACCAAUUUUGGACUGUGCCAUGAGAAUGAGAAGCAGAGUAGACGAGAAGUUCGAGAAAACAGUUCGAGGGAAGGAGCCUCAAAUAUGCAGCCUUCGAAAAAAUUCCUGAAAAGCAAGAGCAGGAUCUUCAAAUUUUGGAUGUGAUGGACGAGCCAUUGGUGUUGGUUUGAGUUGGAUAUGAAAUGGACGAGGUUUGGUGGUUUGGUGGUUUUGGGGUCUUUUGGAUCACGACGACGCCCAAAUGUCCUAAAAGCGGAAGAGAGCACCAUGAUGGAUGAUUACGAAGUCACGACACACGAUACGCCUCAUUCUUGGGAGUAGCAAAACGUAUUGGAAGUAUGAGUGUGUAAACAACACGACGAUAUUCGACGAAAACCGAGACGAAGCGAUGGAGACCGGUAAAAGCGGAACUCGCGGCUGUUCUGGGUGUUGCUGCAAGGCACACCCGCAGGCCACGUUGGCCUUUGCAACUGGGGAUGUGGGGAUAGCACAACGAUGACGUCAUUGGAUCAAUCGGGGCACGCGACCUCGCGCAGUCGUUAUAUUUGGAUAGUGAUAGAUGAAUCACAAUCACAGUGCC